GCUCGAACGCGCAGCCGGGGUGGAGACGGCGGGAGCAGCUGUGCCUGGACUGGGGGCCGGAGCCCGGCUGCAUUCUGAGCCGCGCGCUGGGAAGGCCGGAGCCAUGACGGGCGAGGUAGUUUCUGAGGUUCACCUAGAAGUCAAUUAUCCAAAAAUUAUUUCACAAGAAGAAGCAGAUAGCCCUUCAGACAGUGGACAGGGCAGCUGUGAAACAACUGGGCUCUUGAGUGAAAGAGAUUCAGAUGAAGACAUAUUUGUGAGUAAGAAAUUGAAAAGCAGGAAGGUGCUACAAGACAGUGAUUCUGAAAAAGAGGACACGAAUGUGUCUCCAGAGAAAACUACCUAUGACAGUGUCGAGGAGAAUAAAGAGAACUUAUAUGCCGGCAAAAAAGGAAAAGUCAGAAGGAUUUGCAAAACUCUGGUGGACAGUGAUGAGAGUGACCUCGAAGAAUCUUUGUGUACAGAAAGUCUUGAAAGCCAGGUGACACCUUGCUUAGAACUGGGUCUCCAAUCUGAAAACACAGUGCACUUUACAGUUGACAGAAAGACCUCAAAAAACCCCAUACGUGAUAAAGGCGGAACUGGAGGAAAAGCUAAAGUAAAAUCAAAGAGAAGACUUGAGAAAGAGGAGAGAAAGAUGGAAAAAAUUAGGCAACUAAAAAAGAAGGAAAUGAAAAAUGAGGAAGAUAAUGUGAAACAACCAUUUAAUGACAGUGGCUGUCUUAUGGAUAAUGACCUUUUUGAAACUGGGUUGGAAGAAGAAAAUAACUCUUCAGUAGAAGAUGAAGAAUCAUUAGAAUCAAUAAGGGCAGCUGUGAAAAAUAAAGUGAAAAAGCACAAGAAAAAGGAACUGUCUUUGGAAAAUGGGAUCUAUUCCUUAGAAGAAGAAAACGAGCUCUCAAAAGGCACUGUGAGGAAGGAAAGAAAGGCAGCCAAAUUAAGUAAGGAAGCACUGAAAAAACUGCAUAGUGAGACUCAACGCCUUAUUCGAGAGUCUGCCCUUAAUCUUCCAUAUCAUAUGCCUGAGAAUAAAACCAUUCACUAUUUCUUCAAGCGAAAACCCCGGCCAACUUGCCAGGGAAAUGCCAUGACACUACUAAAGUCAUCAAAAUAUCAGUCAAGCCUUCACAAAGAAAUCAUAGACACUGCAAAUCUGAUGGGGGUGAAUAAUGACCACCAUAGCAAAGGUUCUGAGCAGACAGUAGGCACUGGAUGCGAAAUGGAAAUCAAUACACUCUGUGCAGUUUCAAAGGAGCCCCAGCUCACGACUGGAUCAGAUGAGUCUUGCAGUAAGGACUUGAUGGGAGGUAAAGAAAUAGAAGAAAAUCAGGAGAAACAGAAGCAGAGUGAUGAUAGACCUUUGCCUGGGGACAACUCAGUGGGACCACAGGAAUCCAACUUCCUUGGGAACAAGGACAGUGAGGACUGUCAGGCUGCGGGUCUUGAGGCACCUCAACCUCAUGCCCUCGAGGAAGAAAAUGAUCUGAGAAAAACAGAAGAAGCAGAUGAGAAGAUAGAAGAACCCAGACAACAAACUAAAGCAGCAACAGUUGUGCCACCUGAGAAAGUGAGGAGGUUCACUCUGGAUAGACUUAAGCAACUGGGAGUAGAUGUUUUCAUUAAACCUCGACUGGGUGCUGAUGAAGAUUCCUUUGUGACUCUUGAAGAACCUGAAGCCAACAGAGAACUGGAAGCCUUGAAGCAGCGUUUCUGGAAGCAUGCGAAACCGGCAGCCAAAUCCAGGGCUUGUCAGAAGCUGAAUGUAAACAUCAUAGUGAAAGAUGUGGGUGCUGACGGGAAGGAGGAGCUGAAGGCAGAUGUGGUACCUGUGAAUUUGGCAGCUGAGAAGCUGGAUGAAGCAAGCCACACAAAACCAGGUGAAAAGCUUCAGGUGCUAAAAGCUAAGCUACAGGAAGCAAUGAAGCUCCGGAGACUUGAGGAGCGCCAGAAACGCCAAGCAUUAUUUAAAUUAGAUAAUGAAGAUGGAUUUGAAGAGGAAGAGGAGGAGGAAGAAAUGACAGAUGAAUCUGAAGAAGAUGGAGAAGAGGAAGAGGAGGAAGAGUUAGAGCAGGAAGAGGAGAGAGAGGACGAGGAUGAGGAUGAAGGCCAUCAGAUUACAGAAUUCCUCCUCAGUGGUGAAGAAAUGGAGACCAAAGAUGAAAAAGAAAUGGAUAAAGAAAACAAUGAUGGCAGUAAUGAAGUUGGCAAGUCAGUUGGCCUUUCUGUUCCCAAACCUCUCUCCUCAGAUUCUACCUUACUUCUAUUUAAAGACAACUCUUCCAAAAUGGGUGAUUUUCCUAGUGAAGAAAAAUCAGAAACAGAUGAAAACUCAGGAAAAAGACCUAGCAAACUGGAUGAAGAUGAUUCAUGUUCAUUGCUAACAAAAGAGAGCAGCCACAAUAGCAGCUUUGAGCUGAUUGGCUCCACAAUUCCAUCUUAUCAGCCUUGCAACAGACAAACAGGCCGUGGGACCAGUAUUUUCCCUAGCGGGGGAUUCAGAUCUCCUUCCCCUGGGCUGUUUCGAGCCAGUUUGGUCAGCUCAGCUUCUAAGAGUUCAGGAAAGCUGUCUGAGCCUUCACUUCCCAUAGAGGAUUCCCAGGAUCUGUAUAACGCCUCCCCAGAGCCUAAGACACUUUUCCUAGGAGCAGGAGACUUCCAGUUCUGUUUAGAAGAUGACACUCAGAGCCAACUGUUGGAUGCAGAUGGGUUCCUAAAUGUUAGAAACCAUAGGAAUCAGUACCAGGUUUUAAAGCCCCGAUUACCACUGGCCAGUAUGGAUGAGAAUGCCAUGGACGCUAACAUGGAUGAACUGUUGGAUUUGUGUACUGGAAAGUUCACCUCUCAGGCUGAAAAACCGCUGCCCAGCAAGAGCGACAAGAAAGAGAACAUGGAAGAACUUUUGGAUCUUUGUUCAGGAAAAUUCAUUUCUCAGGAUGCCUCCGCUCUAGUACCAUCAGAGUUAAAUAAUCAAGAGACAGAGGGCAGCAUGGGUGAUCCGAUGGAAGAAGCACUUGCUCUUUGCUCAGGCUCUUUUCCAACAGACAGAGAAGAAGAUUGUGAAGAGGAGGAAUUUGGAGACUUUCGACUUGUCUCAAAUGAUAAUGAGUUUGAUAGUAAUGAGGAUGAACACAGUGACUCUAAUAAUGAAGAUCUGGCACAGGGAGAUCUUGACGAUGAUGAGGAAGAAAUCAUGAAGCAAUCCGAGAAGUUGAAAAGGCAAAUGAGAUUGAAGAAAUAUCUGGAAGAUGAGGCCGAGGUGUCAGGGAGUGACAUAGGAAGUGAAGAUGAAUAUGAUGGGGAAGAAAUUGAUGAAUAUGAAGAGGAUGUCAUUGAUGAAGUACUUCCUUCUGAUGAAGAACUGCAGAAUCAAAUCAAGAAAAUACACAUGAAAACGAUGUUGGAUGAUGAUAAGCGACAGCUACGUUUAUACCAAGAGAGAUACCUUGCUGAUGGGGAUCUGCACAGUGAUGGCCCUGGGCGAAUGAGGAAAUUUCGAUGGAAAAACAUAGAUGAUGCUUCCCAGAUGGACUUGUUCCACAGAGACUCUGAUGAUGAUCAGAUUGAAGAACAACUUGAUGAGACAGAAGCCAGAUGGAGGAAGGAGAGAAUUGAACGAGAGCAGUGGCUACGGGACCAAGCACAGCAAGGGAAAAUUGCAGCUGAUGAAGAAGAAGAAAUUGGGGAAGACAGUCAGUUUAUGAUGCUGGCCAAGAAAGUUACAGCCAAAGCACUACAGAAAAAUGUCAAUCGUACUGUGGUUGUUCAAGAAUCAGAGUCUUUAUUCAGAAAUCCUUUUGAAGUCAUCGGACCAGGAAGUGCCAGCCAGAUGAAGACGGGCUCUCUGCUAAACCAGCCCAAAGCUGUGCUUCAGAAACUGGCUGCCCUCUCUGACCUCAACCCCAGUGCUCCCCGAAAUUCAAGAAACUUUGUCUUCCAUACAAUUUCUCCUGUCAAGACUGAAACAGCAAAGGAAUCAUCGAAGCCUCAGGUGAGGAAAAGGGGUCCAUCUUUAAUGGCAACUCCUUCACCUAAGUGCCCCAAAACAGAUGAGAGUACUCCAGGAUUGAAACGAAGCAUCUUCAAAUUCUUGGAAAGCUAACCCCAGCAAGGGUGCCUGCAACUGUGUUGAAAUUGCUUUGAAAAGUUUCUGGCAUUGAAGGUGGGAGUUAAUGCCCACAUGGAUGAUCCCCCUUCCUUCAUAAUCAGUGCACUGAGAUUACAGACAGAAUCAAAAGGAUUUACACUGCAUGGCUCUGGACUCUCUUUCCUUUCCUAGUACUAUUUCCUGGGUUAGCCACUAAUCUUAAAUUCUUCAGUGUUUACAACAUCAUGGAUACUUGGAUGAAGGUUCAUUUCCUCCAUUAAAUAUUAGACACUUGAUCCUAGCAGCUUCCUGGAUUGAUACCACUUUGUGAUUGGGGUGGUUGGAGGAGGAAAAAAGUGGAUUAUAGAAGAUGAGAGAAAGCCGUGACUGUCAUUACCAGGAUGACUCCUUCACAGCCUAAGAUCUGCACCACAGUGACCGGACUCAAUGAAGGGCUUCCUAGACAGGCACCUAGAACCAGCAUCUAGGCUGUUCUAUUAGUCUUGCCCCUUCCAUUUUCCUGUCUGCCUCUUUCCAAGGCAGUCUCAAAUUUCAAAGUAACCUUUGCUUCCUUUAUAAUAAGAACUCAAACUAUUACCCAAGUCAGAGAGACUUUGGCCCUAAGUUUCUGGAGUGUGAGGGUUACACCCAGUGUGUGCCACAGGAGAAAGCCCAUGAGCAGGGGCCUCUGUCCUGGGAUUGAACUCUCAUUUCAGUGUUGCUCAAGGACACUUUUCCUUUAGAAGAGGAAAUACAAGUAUUAUUUAUUGCAUUCAACUGGGUGAGUACAUUGCCCUGUAACUUCAUACUUUAUUACUUGUUUUGAGAGAAGACCCUCAUGGAAUACAACCAAAAUAUUGUUGAAGCAAAUUUCUACCACUCCGGAUUUUCCCUGAACUGCCAUGAGGCUCUUGGAAUUUUAGACAGAUUUUUUUUUUCUCUCAGAACUGAGCACCACUACUGCUUUGGAAAAACAUUCCAUGUGAAUACUGUGGUUUCAUUGUCAGGAACUGGACUUGAGAAAUUGAGUGAGUUGUGCCAGUUUUUUAUCGGUAGAUAGGGAACACCAUUCAGUGGAAUUAGGGUAUAUCUUUUCUAUAGUUGUUUCUAAUAUACAAGAUGCUGACUUUGACAGAAUUUAUGUUUGUAUAUUUGUAAUUUUGUAACAGGGAAAAUGUAUAUAAAGAUAUUUUAAUGUGUGUAGUUUUUCAAUAAACCUCAUGCUGUAAAGGCAGAUUGACCGUUGAGAUUGAAUGCUGGGUCUCAGGUCAGCGUCUGUCUCGUGUUGAGCAUGUUGUUUUCAGGCUGUCUCCUUCCCAGGGAAGCACCCUGGGCCUGAAAUGAGAGGCACUCUGAGGUGAUCACAUGAACUCACCAAGUGGGUGAGUAUAGGUUAGGUUCAGUGCAGGUCGGGUUCACCAAGUUGGGUUCAGUGCAGGUGUAGAGAGUUUACAUACAAGGUACCACCUGUUAUAGCCCUUUGGUUGGCAGCCCUGGUCCAAGGUGAAUUAUUGUCCUUCCCUUUGCACCAUCUAAAUAGUGCCCAAGGCUGGGUAGCGCUUGCUGAGCAAAAGAGAACUGGGAAGUGGGGUUAGGUAUUUUUCCCUUCUUGCUUUCCCAUGUCCAUUUGUGGGGUAGGGAGGAGAGGAGAGGGAGGAGAUAGAGAAGAAGAUUGGAGUGAGCCACUGAGGAUAAAAUCAGUGCCUGAGAAAUCUGGGGAGCAAAUGUUCUAUUCUAGAGCCCAGAACGAGAAGUUGAGUUGUAAGCUCUGGGUCACUUUUUGCUGUGACAGUGUAGCUAUAUCAUAAAGCAGGCUAAGCCUGGACCUUGGUAAAAGGAUUGAAGCGUAGAGUUGUGACUGAUCUAUAUAGCCGGUGCAGUGAACCAUCAGCUUCAGCUACAGUCAUGAAACUGGAGCCUCACGGCCUGGCUUCUAGACUCAACUCCCCUAAUUUAGAAAUUCCAUAUGGAGGCAUGAGAACCUGGGAGUCUGGAGCCAGAGUAUGCUCAGUGACAGUUCUCUUGCCGCCUCCUCGUUCUGCACACUGGGAUAGGGACACAUGGUAUUUACUUCAUUUAAACAGGACUCUGGGGCCUCCCCUGGUGGCACAGCGGUUGAGCGCGGGGCUGCGAAGCUGCCCGCAGCCUCUGCAGCACUGGCUUGAUCCCCGGCAGCCAGCGAGGGUCCCACAUGGCGCGCAGACCUCUCCUGCCGCGCCCACUGCUCCUCUCAGCAGUGUAUUUCGGUCCUUCUGCCUGUUCUGCUUCCCGCUCUGGCUCUGGUAAAUUCUCUCGCCCUCCCGCGCUUCUGACUGCACCCAGUGGUUGUAUAAAUAAAUAAAUUAAAAAUCUUUAAAAAAUAAAAAAAUAAACAGGACUCUGUUCUCACUUAUUCAGUCCACAGUUACAUAAGCCAUGCCUGGGUCUGCUCCACAAAGCAUCAUUACAUUCACAAAAGCACCGUGGAGACAAAGUGCUUGGCCCCCUGCGCCAUCCCUCUCCUCAGCUGCCUCUCUACACACUUCUCCCCACUUUGAGAAUUUCUUUCUUUUUUUUUAAAGAUUUGUUUAUACAAGAACUGGGGUGCAGACCAGAGGCACAGGAGGGCGAGAGAAUUCACCAGAGACAGAGCAGGGAGCAGAACAGGCAGACAAAAGGAAAACACUGCUGCGGGGAGCAGCAGGCGCGACAGGAGAGGUCUGCUGCACCAUGUGGGAAUCUCCCUGGCCGGCCCGGAAUCGAACUUGUGCUGCAGAGGCUGCGGACAGCUUCACAGUGCUGCGUUCAACCCGCUGUGCCACCGGGGAGGCCCCACUUUGAGAAUUUCUAAUGGCUGGGCCUUUUCUGUUUGUAUCUCCAGGAGUUGUAUCUAAUAACUCUUGGUGGCCCUGUCCUGAGAUUUGUACAUCUGGGGGUUGGGGAGAGUAUUUCUGGGAGUAAUGUUGUCAUGAUGCUCUCUGAUUAUAUGAUCCUGGGUAGUGUUUGUCUUCUACCUUUGUAUCCUAUUUGCUGUCUGGCACAUGGCCUGAAAUGUGUGUUGCCCAAUAAAGGUUGAAUGAAUAA
Messenger RNA from Talpa occidentalis (Iberian mole), 7147 nucleotides. RefSeq names its product claspin (gene CLSPN). NCBI's taxonomy places the organism in Eukaryota, Metazoa, Chordata, Mammalia, Eulipotyphla, Talpidae. The record is from RefSeq and is a predicted model, not a curated record. Gene Ontology annotation, molecular function: anaphase-promoting complex binding. Gene Ontology annotation, biological process: activation of protein kinase activity; mitotic G2 DNA damage checkpoint signaling; mitotic DNA replication checkpoint signaling.